UAAUACCCCGCCACAAGCCCAAAGACCGAAUCAGUUGGGCGCCAGGCUCUGACGUCGUUUUUGGUUGGGAGCGUCACCGCCAAAUCAACCACCUGGGCAGCAUCUGUAUUGUUGACAUCUCUCCGCCUGCGGUUUCCGAACUUUUUUCAAGUCUGCUCUGCAUUGUAGUGUUGAACUCGAGCAUUCACUCCGCCCUACAGACCGAAGCCGGACAUAGCGUCCUGUCGACCAGAGGAAUCAUCAGAGGCAUCCCGUUACAUCGUCACCCUUAGAUCCUUUUGAGACCUCCCUACCCCUCAACUCUACACGAGCAACCGCUGCCCUUUGUUCGAGGAAAGAGAGAGGAGGUCAUUCGCCGUGUUACAGUCUUGAACGUUGAAAGAUGCCUUCCGCCGCUUUCCAAAAGGCCGCCGAAGAGAGCCGUCAGCUCAAGGCCAAGCCCAGCAACGAGGAGCUAUUGGAGCUCUACGCACUCUUCAAAGUCGCCAAUGGCGAGGACAUCUCCAAGGCCCCCGCUCCAGGAAUGUUUGAUCUAAAGGGCAAAGCGAAGCACAAGGCCUGGCAGAAGGAGGUCGACGCCGGCACCACCGCCGAGGCCGCCGAGGACCGUUAUAUCAAGCUCGUCGAGAGUCUCAAGACAAAGUACGGCUUUGAUCCAAGUAAAGUGCCCGAGGCAGUCGGUGGUAAUUAGAAGGGGCACGAGAGAUUUGGGAUGGGGACAUGUCAUGGAAGGGGGGCGGGCUGGAAGCGCCAGUCUGAGGUUGUCGUGAUUCCGGCUAGCACUCCUUCCCAAACACCACUUUCCUCUCCGUGACGGCAAUGAUGCCGACUUUGGCUGCAUUGUGUGGAUUUCGGUCGGAGGGGGUCAAUCGUCGCGAGCAAUGGGCAUACGGGUACAGGAGAGCAUAGAGGUUUAUCCUCACAAUACACGCUGAUCAUCUUACUCGGUCUCUGCGCCAUGUUUCUUCUCAUCGCCCUCGCCCUCGUCCUCGUCUGUUUCAUCUUCGUCCUCGGUGAUCUCCUGUCCCGCAAACAUCAUCCACUGCCCUCCCAGGACGCUCUUCCGCCACACCUUGGUCACCCCGUCGCUGCCGGUGCUCAUGAGGACCUGGCCCUGC
Messenger RNA from Cladophialophora immunda, 1118 nucleotides. RefSeq lists its product as uncharacterized. The record is from RefSeq and is a predicted model, not a curated record. Gene Ontology annotation, molecular function: long-chain fatty acyl-CoA binding. Gene Ontology annotation, biological process: fatty acid metabolic process. The transcript is spliced from 4 exons. Lineage: Eukaryota; Fungi; Ascomycota; Eurotiomycetes; Chaetothyriales; Herpotrichiellaceae. The coding region runs from base 383 to 691 and encodes 102 amino acids.